Messenger RNA from Lichtheimia ornata, 891 nucleotides. RefSeq lists its product as uncharacterized. The transcript is spliced from 4 exons. Gene Ontology annotation, biological process: very long-chain fatty acid biosynthetic process. Lineage: Eukaryota; Fungi; Mucoromycota; Mucoromycetes; Mucorales; Lichtheimiaceae. Gene Ontology annotation, molecular function: oxidoreductase activity, acting on the CH-CH group of donors. The record is from RefSeq and is a predicted model, not a curated record. Bases 1 to 891 code for a protein of 296 amino acids.
AUGAAGCUGACUGUGGCAUCGCGUAAUCCAAAGUCGACCAAGUUCCCCAUUACGUUGGAUCUCGAGGGCUCGGCUGACAAGGUCACUGUGCUCCAAGUGUGCCAGGCCAUUGAGAAGAAAUUCCCAAAGUACUAUCCCGAUCGUCAACGUCUCACUGACAUGGAUAAGAAGCCAUUGGACCAUGACAAGACCCUCGCCGAAUUGAACAUUGUUGACGGUGCCACUAUCCAGUUCAAGGAUCUCGGCCCUCAAAUUGGUUGGCGUACCGUGUUUUUGAUCGAGUAUGGUGGUCCUCUCGUCAUUCAUCCCAUCUUUUAUUAUCUCUCAAAGUACAUUUACGGCGAUGCUUUCCAACAUUCGACUAUGCAAACGGUUGUCUUUUAUAUGUGCAUGUUGCAUUUCCUUAAGCGUGAAUUUGAAACCAUCUUUGUUCACCGCUUCUCUCAUGGCACGAUGCCUUUCCGCAACGUCUUUAAGAAUUCCGGUCACUAUUGGAUCCUUUCGGGUGUCAACCUUGCUUACUGGAUUUAUGGUCCCUGGUAUGCCGCUGGUAAGGCUGCAGCUGAACGCAGCGACGUUUGGUUAUAUGGUUCCAUUGCUGUUUGGGCUUGGGCCGAGCUUUCCAACUUGAUCACCCACAUCACUCUUCGCAACUUGCGUCCUGCUGGUACUCGUCAACGCAACAUCCCCUAUGGUUACGGCUUUGAUUUGGUUUCCUGCCCUAAUUACACCUUUGAAACCAUUGGUUGGACCGUGGUAUCCUUGCUCAGCACUAGCUGGUCAGCUACCGGUCAAAUGUACAUCUGGGCUGUUGCUAAGCACAAGCGUUAUCGCAAGGAAUUCAAGGAUUAUCCCCGCAAUCGCAAGGCUAUGUUCCCCUUCAUCGCCUAA